Messenger RNA from Tilletiaria anomala UBC 951, 889 nucleotides. RefSeq lists its product as uncharacterized. NCBI's taxonomy places the organism in Eukaryota, Fungi, Basidiomycota, Exobasidiomycetes, Georgefischeriales, Tilletiariaceae. Gene Ontology annotation, biological process: maturation of SSU-rRNA from tricistronic rRNA transcript (SSU-rRNA, 5.8S rRNA, LSU-rRNA). Bases 100 to 801 code for a protein of 233 amino acids. The record is from RefSeq and is a predicted model, not a curated record. Gene Ontology annotation, cellular component: nucleolus; 90S preribosome; preribosome, small subunit precursor. The transcript is spliced from 3 exons.
GAACUUUACAUGCAUUAUCUGCUUCGCCACUUUGUCCAUCUUCAUCUGCAGCAUCAUUGUCCCCAGAUAGCACGCGAAAGACUGCAUCAUUGAUUUGAGAUGGCUAUCAAGUCGCGCAAGAAUGGCGGGUCGGCUGCUUCAGGCGGCAAGAAGCCCUCCUCAUCGUCUUCCAGCUCAAACAGCAAACUGAAGAAGGCCGUGUCGCCUACAGCUGCCCUAAAGCGAAGAGUUUUCAAAGCACCUUUGCGCACUACUCGCGACGGCAGCAGCGGCAAUGUCACACCCCCAAGCGCUUCAAUCGGCGCCACCGUGACUCUAGACCACGGGCCACUUGGGACGCAAACAAAAGCAGCGAAACGUGCCGCGCGCAGGCGGGAGCUGCUUUCGCAUGCACCUGCUGGAUCGUUGGCACUCGCAUCGUUGCCGCCGCACACCAUGAGCAAGUCGGCGCUCCGGCGCGCGAAGCGUAAACAGCACGAGCAGCUCGCGGGCAACGCGCAGGGGCUCGGCGACCUCGAAAUGGCGAUGGAGGAGGUGGAAGAUGCAGUGCAGGAAGAAGAGGUGGAAAGGGAGGAGGAAAAGAGGAACGAGGGUAAGAUAGGCGCCGUCGAGAAUAAUGAAGCAAGCUCGGCUGGCUUUUCGGUCAAGCAGAGGAAGAAAGUGCUGGCGCAAGAAAAAGCUCGACAGAACGCGAUCUUGGGCGACCUGUCAAAAACGUCUUCCCCAUUCGCAGCGCUACGGCAGCACGCACAAAACUCUCUCAUCUUCGAAACCCAGCAGCAGGCACGGGGUGCACGGUAACUUGAAUUUGCACGUGGGUGCAGCUCACGAUAUCAGUCUUUGGGACUUUGUGUAUUCCUCGUCGUCUCUGUAACAUAUUGUUACCCUG